AUUUCAUCAAGUUUAGAUUUCAGAAUUUGAUUCCCGCUUUCACUCGUCUCCAAUCUCACCUCUGAAUAAUAUUCACGUUGGUGGUGAUCUUGAGAGAUGGCUAGUGAUGAAGAAGAAACUAUAGAGCAAGCAGCAGCAGCUCGACGUGAGAGGUUAAGAGCUUUGAAAGCUGCUCAACAACUUCUUGAGAAUCCUGAGGAUGAUGGAGCUCAAGCCAAUGAUAAGCCUGAUGGUGAAAAUGGAGUUGACGAUGAAGAGAAUGAUGUUAAUGUGAAAUUCCGAAAUUAUCUUCCUCAUGAUAAGCAGCUUCAGGAGGGUAAACUUGCUCCACCACAAUUACCAAAGUUUGAAGACCCUGUUGCUAAUGAAACUCUUGUUGAAGAGAAAAAGGAGGAUCCUUUUUUGAACAUUGCACCCAAAAAACCAAACUGGGAUCUUAGAAGGGACGUACAGAAGAAACUUGAUAAGCUUGAAAAACGCACCCAGAAGGCCAUCUUGCAACUUAUGGAGCAACAAGAAAAAGAAAAGCAGUUGGCCGAAGAAGAUGGCAGAGCCGACGACCCCGAGAACUAGAAAGCAACUUCAUAUGUACGAAUCGACAACUUUAAGGUAAACUGUUGCCACUGAGCUUUAAUUUAAUUACAGUUCUAGCACUCUAGUCUUACUUCAAUAGCAAAAAACGAAAAACUAUUGAGGUUGUCUAAAGGAUUUUUGGAAGGGAACGUCUGAAGGUAAAGGGGUGUGAAAAGUUAUCGUUUUCUCUUCGAUGCAAUUUGGUCGUAUUUUACU
Messenger RNA from Cynara cardunculus var. scolymus (artichoke), 789 nucleotides. Its product is annotated as coiled-coil domain-containing protein 12. The transcript is spliced from 5 exons. Lineage: Eukaryota; Viridiplantae; Streptophyta; Magnoliopsida; Asterales; Asteraceae. The coding region runs from base 97 to 573 and encodes 158 amino acids. The record is from RefSeq and is a predicted model, not a curated record. Gene Ontology annotation, cellular component: post-mRNA release spliceosomal complex; U2-type spliceosomal complex.